Cydia pomonella (codling moth) is the source of this 5497-nucleotide messenger RNA. RefSeq names its product caspase Dronc-like. NCBI's taxonomy places the organism in Eukaryota, Metazoa, Arthropoda, Insecta, Lepidoptera, Tortricidae. Gene Ontology annotation, molecular function: cysteine-type endopeptidase activity. Bases 503 to 1834 code for a protein of 443 amino acids. Gene Ontology annotation, biological process: proteolysis; regulation of apoptotic process. The transcript is spliced from 8 exons. The record is from RefSeq and is a predicted model, not a curated record.
AGCCGGCAGAUGACCGAACGAAAUACUCUUAUGGAACUUUCGGUAGGAGUAACAGAGAGCGUUGUUACGACUGUUUGUCCGUGUCACAGUUUCAUUUUUUUUAAUUCCCCACCGUACAUUUUAGUAUGGCUAUGGGUAUUUUGGUAUGGCAACAAAUAACCCGUCUGAAUUACGUAGGUUGGUUUUGGUACGUUGCCAGCAAUAUUAAAGCGUGUUUUAUAGUUUUGCGCAUUGCGCAUGUUCUGUCCCUUACCGGCGCACGCAUAUAGCACAUCUAGUUGAUCCUACCAUCUAUGAUGUACCGAAGUCCGAAUUCUAAAUCUUCAUUCAUUCAUUCAUUUUUGACACUUAUCAACACAAGACACUUGUUCCUUCGCGUUUGUUGUUGUUAUUGCAUUGCACAACUUUUAUACACUUUUUACAAAUGCGUGUAUUACUUUUAUAUAAAUAUAAAGAGUGAAUUAGGUUUUCUUACUGUUUUCGGGUCAUAUUUAAAGCAACAAUGCAGGACGAGCAUCGAGCUGCGAUACAAAAAUGUUUCACCUCCUUGGUGGAACAAACUGACUUGGAAACAAUGGUGUCUGCUCUCUAUGAAAAAGGAGUGUUCUCCGAAGCAAUGAUCGAGCCUUAUAAAGACACAAGCAGGGAGCCGAGACUGCGCAAACGCCAGCUCUAUAUGGACGUGAUGCGCCGAGGACCGCACGCCUUCCGGCACCUGGUGGACGCGCUGAUGGAGACGGGUGCUUGGAUAGUGGCUCGCGAACUGGAUCCAGAGUCUCUACCGAUGCGCAGGCCUGAGCGGCUGGCUCCCAACCCACGCCCCAAAUCAAAUGACAGCGAGUAUGUCAGUUUAAGUAAAGCAAAAAAGAUGGGAUCAGGAGGAACUAACACAAAUACUGAAACAAAGCCUCCGACACAGCCCCCGCCAGCGUUGCCCACGCCGCCGUAUGAGACCCCAGUGAUUCCCAAAAUUAAUGUUAUAAAGAGCACUAAGUUUAUGGAAGACAAUGGAAAAGAUAUAAAGCUGUACCCAACCCGCGGCCGGCGGCGCGGCGUGCUAGUAGUGUUCAGCUACAUCGAGUUCCGCGCUCAGCUGGAGACGUACCGGCGGGGAGUGGACGUGGACUGUCAGAUGUUGAAGAACCUCUUCUCCGAGAUUGGCUUGGAGGUUAUCUCCUUCCAGAACCUCACCAAAGAUGAAACCCUCACCCACAUGAAAAACCUCCCCCUUAAAGGCGCCGAAUGCGUGUUCAUAGUGAUCUCGUCUCACGGAUACGGACGUGACGGAUCUUGGGAUACGGAUAUCCGGUGCUCCGACGGCGGGUUGAUAUCCGCGCAUGCUGUGGUCGACCACUUUAAUAACCAGAACUGCCCCGCGCUUAUUGGGAUACCGAAGGUGUUCAUAUUUCAAAUGUGCCGGGGCGAGAACCGGUACUUGGAGCUGGCGCUGGCGGGGCAGGGCGCGGCGGCGGCGGGGGCGGCGGGGGAGGCGGGGGAGCCGCCCGCCACGGACGGCGCGCCGUACGGCGACGGCGGGCCCGCGCCGCGCCGCCAGCCCGCCGCCCGCCGCCGCGACCGCGUCUACUCCGACAUACUCAUCGCACACUCCACGUUGCCGGGUUUCGUGUCCCACCGCGACAUGGACAAGGGUUCAUGGUUCAUUCAAGCUCUAUGCGAGGUGUUCGCAGCGAACGCUCACGAGUGCCACGUGGUCACAUUGUUCACGCUCGUGGACAAGGCAUUACAGGAGCGUUUCCAUGUUCAAACUUCGGUCGUUGAGAAUUGGGGGUUCAACUGCAAGCUGUACUUACAUCCGGGACUUUUUGAGGACUAAUAAUAUUUGUGACGGCGAUUGUGUUCAGAGUUGUGGAUAACCUCGAGAAUUGGGGUUGAACUGCAAGUUUAUACCUGCAUUCGGGACUUUCCGAAGGACUAAUGUCACGUGUGAUGAUGUUCAAAAUCUUGAACAAGACAUAGAAGGGACUUCAUGGUCAAACGUUGGUCGUCAAGAAUUGGAGGUUUAAUUGCAAGCUGUACUUACAUCCGGGACUUUAUGAGGACUAAUAUGUGAUGGUGUUCAAGGUCAUGAACAAGGAAUUACAAAAGUGCUUCCAUGUGCAAACCUGUUUUGUGGACAACUAGGGAUUCAACUGCAAGUGGUGCCUAAUCCUGGUCUUCCUUGAAAAUCUAACCGUUUGAUUAUAUUGAGGUUGUUGAACACGUAUGAACCAGUCCCAAGAGUGCUUUAUUUGCAAAACUAUGCAGUCAAAAAGUGGGUCUGCAACUACGAUUUUUAUAUGUACUCGAGGUUAUUUGUGGGUGUGUUCACAGGCGUGAACACUUAAGGAAGACUAUAUUAUAUGACAUAACAGUGUUUGUCAAUCUGUGGGUCGAGCUCCAAUAGGGGGGUUACUAAGGCUUGUUUACAAGCCUAAGUAAAAAGAAAUAAAAACAGCCUAGAGACUGCCAUCAAUUAUAACUGUCACCAUUGUUUUCAUGCCAAGGGGGUUACCAAAAAUAUUUUUCAUCAAGGAAGUGGCAUCAAUAUUGAAAAAAAAAACGGUAAUCAAAUUAGAGAGCCCAGGUUAAAUGCGAUUUUAGGAAAUAAUAGAGAAUGUACUUUUACAUAAAGUGCCAUAAUACUUAUUACAUGCUGUACAGUCGCGGACUUUGUCAUAUUUCAUGUUCGAUAAUCAAUAUAAUCAUAAGGUUUUUAUUGUCGAUUCAAUUUUUAAACUUUUUUUUAAAUGGGCGAAGUCGUGGGGUUUUUCAAGGUCUAUUGGGGCCAUUAGUUUUUUGACCUGUAUUGUCAUUUUGACAAGGUUGAACUUGGCUCAUAAUUUGUUCGUAACAUGAUGUUAGCUAGUUUAAUGAACUUUUAUAUCGAAUUUUUAAUCUAUUUUUAGACUUUAUACGUAAGUGAUUAGAACAAAUGAAUUACAUUAGGAUUUUUUUAUUCUUUCGAAAUGUAGUGAUGUUGAUCUAUCGGCUGGGCCCUGUAACCUGUAAUGUAACACACAAGCAAAUAAUGAAAACAUAUAUUGUACAGUACACCUCAAACAAUAAAACUUUUAAAAAUUAUGAAGUAUUUAGACUUCCUAUUUUUCUUACUAAUUAAUUAUUAUAUUCAAUGUACGCUAACGCUAACAUCAUUGUAAUUGAUGCUGUUUCACACGCUUUAAAUAAGAAUAAACCCUAUAGUGUACUAAAACUCAAAAUACAAGUUAUUUUUAACAGUCGCUGAACAAAUGUUGGUCAGGUUUAGGAGUACAGUCUGAAGUAGAAUUUAUUAUUCCUGUUACAGGGUCCACCCGGUAUAACCUUAUAUUAUAUAAUGUAUGUAAUGUAAAGAGCGAAACAUUGCCAAUGAAGACAAAAUAGUACAUUACGAUACAAGUGCGAAAAAUAGGAAAUUCGAAACGAGUGGCGAUAAAUUAAAACACGACCGAAGGGAGUGUUUUAAAUCGACACGAGUUGCGAAUUACCUAUUCGCACAUGUAUCGUACAACGUUUUACAGUACAUAUGGCCCUUUAAAUGUUCGACACAGUAACGUAAUAUGCUACUUCUCGCACUAGUGCUAUAAAGUAGCCCCAUAUGUACUGUAAUAAUUAUUUUAUGUCCGUGGUCAUGUUUCGUAAUAUCUACCUGUGAUAGUAGUUAGUAAUAGUCGGUAUAAGUUUAGUUACCAUCGACUGUUGCGUUCCAUAGACAUUAUUGAUUUUUCAACUUUUUUAAUGUUGUAAUAUUAUUUUUAACUCUCUGGGUUUUAACUCUGGCUAGCAAGUCGUGUCACAAAAAAUGUUUUUUUUUUUCAUUACUAUUAAAUGAAAUGACAGCUUAUUUGAUUGGCAAGAAUGUUUGCCAUAUAAAACAAAAUGCUUGUGUCACGACUCGCUGGUCAAGCUUUAUUGACAUGUUUGGUAUAAUGUAACAAGUAAAUUUUAACAGAUUGGCUAUGUGCAUAAUUUUGACGCCCGCCCGGCGGCUAUUUAUAUUUGUUUUUUCUUACAGUAGACGUCGUGUCAAAUCGAAGAUUAUUAAAUUUUGUGCCGCGAGAAUGCACGGCGUGCGCUGUUAUCACUUUUAGUUCCUCCAUCACUAAGCGCACAAAAAAUAACUUUAAAGCACUUGGAUUUUUAAGGAUAGAUGAACUUUUGAUCUUCCCGUCAAAUAACAUGUUAUUAUAUAAUACUAAUACAUAAGACUAAUAUUGUUUUAAUUUAAGAUUAAAUACGAAAUUUCCGGGCUACUUGCAUGUUUCAUAGCUUGCGUAUAUUGAAUGACAUACGCAAUGAAUUUUUAAGUUCUGUUUUUUUUUUUCAUUGCAAUUUUAGGUCCAAAUGUCGGGUGUACAUGUGCGGGCCAACCUUUAUGCUAAAUACGAAAUUUCGUUAUUAUAGUCUCUUUCGCUCGAAUAAUACACUGCGAUAGAGGGGAAAAUAACGAAAUUUCGAUUUUCGCGAUAGGCCCUCUGCAGUACUUGACGGUACGAUUGCACUUACUGCAAUUUUAAAAUAUUAUUUCGUCUCAUUCAUGGUAUGACCGAAAUUCGCAUAUAGUGGGUAUUUUCUCUUUUACUCCAACUAACGAGUAAUUAGAGUGACAGAGAAAGAUGCCCGCAAUUUGCGAACUUCGGUGUUCGCGGCAGGCUCUCAGUGGUUAGAAAGAGGCGAACACUGACGUGCUAAUAAUGAUAUUUUUAUAGUAUUUUAUGCAACAGUUAUAUAAGAAGGGUAAAAAAAAGGCGAACAUUGUAAAGGAAUACGCCACGAGCAUUUUUUGACCUACUUAUACAACGUGGCAUACAAUAUUUUUCCUACGAGUCAACAAAAAUAAAUCUUAAUUUAGGUAAACAAAUUACAGCAAAAGUAUAUAGCCAAGACGCGCGAGCAUACCUUGUUACGGCUUGUGCGGCCGGCCGGUCAGCGACACCUCGUAACUCAUGAGGCCCUGGUACUUGCUACUUGCUAAAUUAAAUUUUUGGACAGUUUUUUCUCAAUUUUGGCCACCGUAGCCUACGGAGACUAACAAGCAACGCUAAGCGGUCUUCGUAGUCUAUGGUUGUUGCUAUAUUAUGGGUGUCACAUGCGUGUUUCUGACUUAUGAAGUAAUUAUUUUUACUAUGCAACCAAAUGAAUAUUUUGUAAGUUGGCAGCAAUGCACUUAGUUUAAAACUGUAUUCGUUUUGGUUUUGUUAGGUUGGUAGCCAUUAAUCGCAGUAACGUUAUAGCGAUUAAAAGCACAAGAGCUUUUAUGAGGAAUAGACAAUAUAGACUUUUCUUGAAACCUUUUAUGUAUGUUCUUAUAUUCGUGUUAAUGAAUUCAUAAAUGACAGAUAACAUAGAGGAGUAGGAAAAUACUUUAAUGUUAUUAAAAUCAAAACUGUUUUGUAUCUUAUUGAUCUGCUAAUGCAUUUACACGAAAUUAUUAUAUUAACGAAUAUAAAUACAUUUUACGUACUGAUAAUGCGGUCGAAAUAAAUUGUUAUUUUUAGAA